Stegastes partitus (bicolor damselfish) is the source of this 1417-nucleotide messenger RNA. It is a transcript of the gene fitm1, whose product is annotated as fat storage inducing transmembrane protein 1. The transcript is spliced from 2 exons. Gene Ontology annotation, molecular function: coenzyme A diphosphatase activity. The coding region runs from base 246 to 1205 and encodes 319 amino acids. Lineage: Eukaryota; Metazoa; Chordata; Actinopteri; Pomacentridae. Gene Ontology annotation, cellular component: endoplasmic reticulum membrane. Gene Ontology annotation, biological process: lipid droplet organization; phospholipid biosynthetic process; lipid storage. The record is from RefSeq and is a predicted model, not a curated record.
CUGUUUCAGCCUGUGUUCUGAGGGGGGAUGGGUUUGGAGGGUAAAGGGGACAGAGGAGUUGUAUUUUUAUAAACCAUGUGCUCUCCAGCAUGCCUGACGGUGAGAGAGUGGAGCUGCUGUGUCUUCCACAGACAAAAGAAACUCCAACAGGGCUCCAGCCGACACAAAGAGAGGACAGGAGGACAUCUGUGAAAGUUAAAUAACAAUAAGAGGCGUCUCGGAGAAGACAGACGGGCCGAAUCAACAUGGAUCUGAAGGCUGAGGACUCCUCCACCGGCCUCGCGUCAGACAUCAGCCUGCAGAAACUACAGAGGAUGGCCGCGGAGCUGACGCUGCCGGGAAGAUUCAUCGUCAGACUCCUGAACGCCGCUCUGGAGUUCGUCACCAACUUGUUAGCCGGAGUUUUAGGGAGCAGCCUGGUCAGGAGACAUUUCCACCUGAUGCUGUCGGGCCUCGUCCUCUUCGGGCCUUUGCUCAGUUUCUGGGUUUCAAAGUACAGCAUCUUUGCAAACAGCAACCACUACCUGUACAGGAAGUUCCUGAAGUCCACCUGGGGCUGGACCUGCACCCUCACGGGCUCCUUCGUCCUCCUCCUCUCCCUCUCGGCCCGACACCCCCCCUCCCUCGCCCUGCGCCACCUCUCCCGGGUGGGGCUGGUGGGGCUGCUGUGGUGGGGCUGCCGGCGCCUCCUGACCCUGCUGGAGGACGCGGCGGGGACCUGCUACGAGCCCAUGGCCGUCGCCCAGGACGCCCAGAGCCCCGCCUCCCCCGCGCAGCCUCUGCUGCUGCUGCAUGAAGACCAGACCAAGGCCUCCUGCCUCAGAGCCAACAUGCUGUGGAGAGGCUACGAGGUGUCCCAGGACGUCCUCAUCCUCUGCCUGUGCUGCCUGCUGCUCGUGGAGGAAAUGUGCGUCUUCGGUCGCCACCUGGCCCGAGGGAAGCCUCUGCAGAGGUCGCCCGGCGCCCCGUUGAGACUCGUCUUCCUCCUGUGUGCGGUUCUGCUCGUUGUGUGGUUGUUCCUGCUGCUCUGUUUGCUUGCAUACUUCCCCAGCUUCCCGGCCCAGCAGCUGGGAGGAGCUCUGGGCUACCUGGGCUGGAGAGGACUCUACCAGGGCUGGUACCGGCUCAGACCGAGCUGGGGCUGCCCCGGUCUGCCAGGAGACGGGCUUUUUACCACCACAGACACCGACAAGCAGCCUCAGUAGGGUGGCAUGCUUCACUAGAUGAGUUGUGUUCUUUAAAGCUCAGGUCAAAAUGUCAGAUUUAAAAUUCCCACAAAAUAAACAGAAGCCGACUCAGGAAUCACGUUGCUUUAUUUUGUAAUCUGAACCACAAUGCAGGCGCAGGAAUAAAAUGAAGACAUCAGGUGUGCUGUUACUGGAUGAGAGUGUCAUACUACACUUGCUGUAGCUUGUUU